This is a messenger RNA of Chara braunii, 4313 nucleotides long. NCBI's taxonomy places the organism in Eukaryota, Viridiplantae, Streptophyta, Charophyceae, Charales, Characeae. The record is from the annotation of a GenBank genome assembly.
AGCGAGGACCUUCGCCAUCGCUGGCCUCAGACUGCUCAUCGCCGGCCUCAGAGCUCACGACCGCGCGAAAAGAGAUCUUCCGUCGUGAGCGGCGAGAGGAUACCUCCCGCUCCCGCUCUCUCCGGCAACAGCCCAGCACCGGUCAGGUUCAUCCUUCGAUCCGGUCUUUUAUUCUCAUUCGUCUCCUCCUUGACAUUCCUCUCCUUGUCCUUCUUCGUCCUGCUCAAGUCGCCGUUCCUUUGCCAUCGCCAUCGCCAUCGUCAUCGCCAUCGCCGCCACGUCAUCGUUCAGUGGACGGCCAUUAUCGCUCCGUGUAAGGACAUCGCGCAGUAGAAGAAUGGCAACUCCUGAGUUUGGUUUGGUGCAUAUCUCUGCAGGCGACCUGCUGCGCGCCGAGGUGGCUGCAGGAACACCCAAUGGAAAGACAGCCAAGGGUUAUAUGGAUGCAGGGCUAUUAGUCCCAGAUAGUGUUGUUAAUAAGAUGAUUGUUGACAGAAUCAAAGACACAGAAGCAGCUGGCAAAGGAUGGCUCAUUGAUGGGUACCCGAGAAGUGCCACACAAGCUGCUGAGCUGGAGGCAUCAAAUAUCCGACCCGAUGCUUUUAUUCUGCUUGAGGUUCCCGAGGAACUACUGGUGGAAAGGGUCGUGGGUCGGCGUCUGGAUCCCAUUACCGGGAAGAUCUACCACCUGACAUACUUCCCACCAGAGACUGAGGAGAUCAGGGCAAGACUCACACAGAGGUCAGAUGAUACGGAGGAGAAGGCCAAGGCCCGGCUGCAAGUAUACUAUGCAAAUGUGGCAGCGGUUCUGUCGGCAUACACCAGCAUCACGAAGACAAUAUUCUGGAGAUCCAUUGAGACGAAGAUGACCUCCUGGCCGGCUGAGGAGUGUGAAGGGAGCGGAUUGGGCAGGGGGGGCGGUGGGGGAGAAGGAUUUCGAGUAGGAUUCAGGAGGGAGGGGGUCAGGAUUUGUGCACGGCCAAUGUUGGGAGGAGUUGGCGGGGAUCACGCCGUGAAUGCGGAGAGGCAGGGGGGUGAAGGAACACUAGGGAAGAUCGGCUGUAGAUGCUCGUCGGCCUCUGCACAGAGUAUUAGCAGUGGGCAAGCUGCCGAGUCAGCAAAGAACUUGAGGACGAGGGAGUCGUCUGCAGCCUUGUUUCCACGUCAGUUUGCCGGUGCAUCGCUGAGCUCAUCAACGUCAGACUAUGUUAAUGGCAAAACCUUAGAAGACACGAUCUCCAGACAAAAUCGCAAAGCGACUCGAUCACUGCGCUCCACAUGGCAUCCAGUCAAAGCACAAGCUGAAGUUGUGGAGAAACCAUGGAAGAUGUCCGAUGCACGGUUGGUGCUCGAGGAUGGGUCGAUAUGGAAAGGAACGGCAUUUGGUGCAAAGGGAACACAAGUUGGUGAGGUGGUCUUCAACACAUCACUCACAGGAUUCAGCGAUUAUGACCGGGCGUUUAUUUGGGUGAUGAUGGUAGCUGUGGGACUGGGUACUGUGGUGAGUGGUCAUGGCAUGGUGGACCACCACGCGGAGAGCUCGGAUGUCGAAUCGAAGCAAUGCUUCUUGGGAGCUUUGGUAAUCCGCAACCUUAGCAUCAGUGUAUCGAAUUGGCGAGCGACAAAGAGCCUGCCUGAGUAUCUCGAGGAGCACAACGUGAUGGGCAUAGCAAAUUUAGAUACACGUUCAAUUACCAAGCGACUGAGGGAGGAUGGCAGUCUCAUUGGUGUUUUGACAACGGACAGUUCAUUGUCAGACGAGGAGCUGAUUGAGUCAGCCAGGAGCUGGGACAUUGUAGGAAAAGACUUGAUUUCUGGAGUGUCAUGCACGGAGCCUUAUGAGUGGAAAGAGAAUACGAACGAGCAAUGGGAAUUCAGCCCGCUCGUUCCAGAUGGCAACUCUGGCGCAAAAUUCCAUGUGGUUGCAUAUGACUUUGGAAUUAAGCGCAACAUCAUGAGGAGGCUGAUUUCACAUGGUUGCCGCAUCACAGUUGUACCGUCCAUGACAACUGCUGGGGAGGUCAUGGCAAUGAAUCCUGAUGGCAUCCUGUUCAGCAACGGACCUGGCGAUCCUUCCGCUGUUCCUUAUGCUGUUGAAUCUGCCAAGAAACUUGUGGGCAAGGUCCCGGUUUUCGGGAUUUGUAUGGGUCAUCAGAUUCUUGGUCAAGCUUUUGGUGGACGGACAUUCAAGCUGAAGUUUGGGCAUCAUGGCGGGAACCAUCCUGUACGACAUGAACCGACUGGACGCAUUGAGAUCAGUUCACAGAAUCACAACUAUGCUGUUGACAUCAGCACUCUGCCAGAAGGCGUGGAAGUAACGCAUGUUAAUCUCAACGACGGGACAUGCGCCGGGAUGGUGUACCCGGCGAUGAAGGCAAUGAGCAUCCAAUAUCAUCCAGAGGCAUCGCCAGGACCCCAUGAUUCAGACCUUGCUUUCCACGACUUCGCGAAGAUGUUGGAGGAGCAUAAAGCAACGAGGAAAUAGACGUGGCGGGAGAAGGCAUUGAUGUGUGUUUCCAAGCCAUGUCAGUGCAGCAUGUGCUGUAAUCACACCUGUGUGUGCUGUGCAUGUAUGGUGAUAUCUUUCCACGACUUCACGAAGAUGAUGAACAGGAGAAGGCAAUUUUAGACUUAGGGACAAGAAUGUCAUAAAAGCUUCGGACUAAGAGCAUCGUAACUUUCGGGACACCACUACGGCAAACGUGGUCCGGCCAAAACCCGUGCUGUUAGCAGGGGCCAUCUUCAGCAGGGGCAUGGUGAUAUGCUGCUAUGAAGGCGAUCCGCGUGAUGCGAUGUUAGCACAUAUGUCUGUCCAUAAGAGGACAAAGGCAUUCAACCAACAUUUUAGACGGGAGAGGCAGGCGGAGGCAUGGUGGCGGCCACUGGUCACUAAGUAAAAUCGGAGAGUGUCACGCCAUAUCUGCAUAAGAAGUUGCGGCAGCUAUGGGCACCUGUCGUGACUCGCGGUGUUCCGUCAGUCAGAUGCAAGAAGAUGCCGAGGAUAAAUGCUACCUUGGCCGUCGUUGCCAACUCGUAAACUCUGCAGAUGCUGCAUGUGUGAUUAAAUCAGCAAUUUUGACAUUGGCCGUCAUUGAUAAGCGCUACCGACCCCACAUUUUGUUCCGGGAUCAUGGAAAUCAAGGAGGUGGUGCCUGCACGACAAACUUUUGCCGUCUGCUUGUACCUACAGAGGCUACGCAGACUCUACUGCUUUGAUUCUAUCGGCAAUAUGCCCUGGAUCUUGAACGUCUCCUGGGAUCGAAUGGGGUCUAUAUGGGUCCCGUCCCCCGUGGACAAGAACAGGGCUCUAAGCGAGCACAUGGGGUGCAAAAUGUCGUUGGGGAAAGCGGGAAAUGGCAUCACUGGCGGUAGUCGUGACGAAUUUGCAGGAAAAGCUGCUGAAUGCGCUCAGAGCUAAAAAUCGAUUGCAUGCGCUCUCUCUUCUUUUUGUUGCGAGAGGCUUUUGCUACGAGUUAUCUUCAGGUAAACUAAUUGUCUGCCACAAGUCACUGGGAGGCUGCCGGCGGCUCCUAUGUAACCUGAUCAGUGUGCCAAAAAGGCUGUCAUAAGUCUGGCGUCCGGCUGGACGAUGUGUUUUUUUUGCACACUUCGGUGUGAUUUUGUUUUUUCCCUGAACAAAAAUGUCCCUAAAAGGUUGUCAGAAAUCUUGCAUUUGGCUCGAUGAUGUGUUUUGUUCCACACUUGUGUGUGAUUUCGUUGCUGUCUUUUUGCGUAAUGGAUGUUCUCUGGCGGUGGCGAUGCAACCCAUAGAGCAGGGGCAUUUCUGUCCAUGUGAGGCAGAGUGCCUUUCCGUGUGUUGUGUUCGCUGGACGUGUUGCCCGGAAUGCACAAUAUGGGCCUUGUCGCACACAUGCGCCAAACGCCAACAGUUUGAACGUAUGGGGAAAUGAUAACGAGUCCAGAUGCAUUCAAAUUUCAAAAUGCUGGGAUUUGGCGAGUGGUGCGGCACACCCUAUGUCUUUGUGACUCACAGAGGGGGCAUUGUUCCACUUCCAGCUGAGGGAGUAUUUUUCAUUUUGAGUAGAGAUAGGACUAUAUCGCUAACUGCAUGGACCACAUUGAAACAGGAUGAUUUUUAUUUUUUUUUUUAAUGUUUUUUUUUUUUUUUUUUUUAAACAGGAUGAAUAUUUCCAUCUUGUUUUGUUUUUUUCCUUCUUUUUCUCGAGGUUUUUGAGCGAUUCAGUCCCUUCCCGUAAAGUGUGGAGAGUGAAGCUUCGGAAAGAAAUGACCUGCGGUGAUGCUCUCUCUCUUUCUGACAGUCUGUGUUCUUUUGCGCGUAUAAUUUUAGCGGA